This is a messenger RNA of Poeciliopsis prolifica (blackstripe livebearer), 1098 nucleotides long. RefSeq names its product rhodopsin. Gene Ontology annotation, biological process: G protein-coupled receptor signaling pathway. Bases 1 to 1098 code for a protein of 365 amino acids. NCBI's taxonomy places the organism in Eukaryota, Metazoa, Chordata, Actinopteri, Cyprinodontiformes, Poeciliidae. Gene Ontology annotation, cellular component: membrane. The transcript has a single exon. Gene Ontology annotation, molecular function: peptide binding; G protein-coupled receptor activity. The record is from RefSeq and is a predicted model, not a curated record.
AUGGAUGCAAAACAGUUAUUUGAAUACAUCGUCAGAAUACUCAUGUUCAUUGCAGGCAUCGUGGGAAACAACUGGCUGGCGAUAGCCUCUCUUCCCAGAAAGAAAUCUGAAAUCCGUACCAAUGAGAUCCUGUUAAUUAACUUGGCUGUCUCCAACCUCAUUACCAACUACCUAGUGGACAUCCCUAUCACCAUGGAAGACUUUGUUGGCCGAUGGUUCUUGGGACUGACCUUCUGUGGGAUUUCUCGGUUCAGUUCUGACCUCUCAGAAACCAGCAGCCUCUUCACCACCCUUGUCAUCUGCAUCUUUUGGCACCAGAAGCUGGUUGGUUCUCUCAGGCGUGGAGGUGCACCUGUGCAGCUGGACAACCUGCAUCUGCUGGGGUGUCUGCUGACCGGGAGCUGGACACUGUCCGUCAUCUUCAGCAUGCCUCGCCUUUUCUUCGUUUCAUUGGAGGUGACAAAUGAGAGCCAUGAAGACUGCAUAGACGUCUUCCCCGAUGUGCUUUCCAAACAAACAUAUGACGUAUUUUUCUUAUCUCUGGCUAAUGCUUUACCUAUUGCAGGGAUCUGUGUUGCAAGUAUCCAAAUUGUUUUAACUUUGCUCCAACAUGGCAAGCGCAUACAGAGCGUUUCCUCUCAUCGGGUCAAGGUUAAGCAAGACAAGUCAGAGAGCUCCUUCAGCAGUGUUUCUGUUCAAGGCUACCAUGAAGAUCUCAAAGAGUCUUCUUCACCAACUGAGCAUGUUUCUUCUUGUAAAAACAGAGAGUGUUUAGGUAAAAGUCCACAGAGUUCUCCCUCAGCCAAUAAAACCGAUUCCAGAGCAGAAGGUCAACCAAACCACUCAAAGUCCAGCCAGAUACCUUCAAAGCAGAGUAACAACAAAAGCUCUCAGGUGAGGGCAGCAAAGAGCGUGGUGGCAGUGGCUACUGUGGUGCUCCUCUGUUGGGUGACUCAUCUAAUUCUGCGCAUCAGCAACAGCAUCCAGGAUUCAUCACUGAUGAUGAAGCUGGCCAGUUACAUCGGAGCCGCCUACACCUGCAUCAUCCCUUAUAUUUUUCUGCAUGGAGUGAAAAAACUUUCUCGUUUGUGUAAAUGA